AAAUUCUAACCGUAAAAUUUUAAAAUUGUUGGGUUUUGAGUUACUGUGCCGUAUUCUGUGUCAUUUUUUGUGCCAUUUCGUGUCACUUCGUAUUAAAUUAAAAUUUCGACGUGUCAUUUUCGUUGAUUAUUUUAAAACCGAUCAAUCAUAGUCGCCUAUAACGACAACAAAACAAAAUCGAAAAUGUCACAAUUUGACGUUUGUUCUAAUUUUCCUUAAUGUUUAAUGAUUGAAAUAAAGUUGUUUUUGUACAAUGGAGGGUAAUUCGGCCAAUCGGGAGUUGGACCCCCAUGAGGGCUCCGGUAGUAGCAGCUUGACGCUGUCUCUGACCCCGCCUUUGUCCGAUAAGAACGAGACAAGCACGAUAUCUGAGCACUUCUCGAGCAUAGAAAACGACCGUUCGAUGCAAGAACUGGAAGUGAGCAAUUUACCUGAAAUUUACCCCCUAGUAUUGGAUUUGCCAUCAGAUGAAAGGAUCUCGCAAGAACCGAAACCGCCAUCGCUUAGUGAUAGUUUUACCAGUAGUUUUGUUAGUUUAACCGGUUUAGAACGUUUCAUUAGUAGAAAUAUGGAAGGUAGAAACCACGCUCAAAGUAUUUUAGAAGAAAUCCUCAGCAACGACCAAUUCAAGUCCGAUUCGGAGUCGCGGGACGAAAGCUUGAACAUCUUCGCGAACGUGGACCUCGACGACAAGCUUCUAAACAGCUACAACGCCGGCAAAAGCGUCAAUUUCAACCUCACGAGUCUGCGAAACGACAGUUUUGACGAGGUGUGCAAACGAGUCAAGGAUUUCGAGGAGUUGAUUGCUGUUAAAGACACCACAAUCGCGGCUUUGACCUCCGAACUCGACUCCUUUCGCGAGUUGUUGAGUAAUACGUCGAGUCUGGGGACCACCACGACUGAAUACAAGCAGUUUCAAGACGAAUGCCAUAGUAAAUUAAUCGAGUAUCACAACGCAAUCGUCCACAAAGACGAACAAAUCGAAAAAUUGACGAAUUCGCUCCAACAAUCGAUCCUAAAUCGCGAAGAAAUGAAACAACAGUUUAAGAACGAAAUUGCACAGUUGCAAGAACAGCUCGCGAAAACAUCGAAUUUGCUCAAGGAACACAAAAAAGGCUUCGAUUUCGAUGAGAUUUGCUCAAAGUUUGAGGCGAAUUUAGGGCCCUCACAAGUGGGGUUAUUCCACGAGGUGAAGGUCGCGUUUAGUAACUAUGUUGAGAUGAGUAAAAGGACGCUCGAGAAUGAAAUCAGUAAUUUGAAGACCAAGUUUAGUUCGGAUAAGGUCCAGUGUGAGAGUGAAAUUGAGGGUCUCAAAAUCGCGCUAGAUGCCAAACAUUCGAAGGAAAUGGAGGAGUUGAGGACCUACUUCGAGAAGAAAUGCGCCGAUUUGGAGAAAAAUUACUCGGAGGAGGUUUUCAGUCAGCAGAGUCGCAAAAUGUCCGAAUCGAGUUCGUGUUCCGAGGCCGAACUCAGUUCGGAUUUUGUCGGUCCUGGGGGCGACACGAAAAUCGACUAUUCGAGGAAAGACUUGUCUAAAUUACGCCACAGUUUGGUUCAGUUGACUCAAAUUUUUGAUCAGUUUAAUUUGGAAGAACUCUCGGAGGGCGAUUUCGAGCUCCUCAAGUCCGAAAUCGGCAAAUUUGAGCUUCGCAACUUGUUGAAAUUUGAUUUAAGUUUGAUAAAAAAUGAGCUUCAGAAUAAAUAUCACGCCGAGUUGGAGAUACUUAGAGAGGAUUUCGAUAAUCGUGUUGAUGUUUUAAACGUUGAACAUGAGAAGAAGUUGAAGAGUCUCAAUGACGAAAUCGAUGAUCUUAAUCAACAGUUGAGGGGGCGAAUUGUUACAACGACUCAACAGGAAGUUGCMAAUUCGGGCGAGUUUGAGAUUGACGAAGUGGUGCAAAGCUAUGAGCGACGGUUGCAAGAACAAGUCACUCUAGCUAAAAUCGACAUCAUUGCUGCGUUAGAAAUGCAGAUACAGCGUCUUGUCGCCAGCGACUCCCUCGACGAGGAGUGGCCCGAGGAGCUCCUCCAGCUGAAGUCGCGCUUUGCCGAGAAAUACCAGCGCGAAAUCGCCCUCCUCAAUCAGCAACACCUGGAGGAAAUCGCUCGUUUGAAGGAGGAACACGUGAGGAACCUCAACGGAGCUUUAGAGCGCGCACGUAGACGCAGUCUUCGCGACGCGGACAGUUUGAGUAAAGGCGAACUCGAAUUACUCAAAGAACGCGAUUUACUCAAAAAACAAACGCUAGCAUUGCGUAAUCUACUCGGGGAAUUGAUUAAAUAUUUUACUCAAUGUGAGGAUGAGCUCAAUAAUACUUUGGUUGAGGAACUCAUGACGAAAAAUUUUACACAAAUUGAGAAGGAAUUGGACUCGUUUGAGAACACUAGUGGGGUGAAAAGGGUGCAUUUGACCCCGAAUUUUAACGAUUUGAUUGAUUUAAUUGAUAAUUCGCCUGAUAAGGAUUUGGAAUCGAUUGAUUUGAAGAGUGAGCUAGGGUCGUGUUUAGAAAAAUUGAAAGCCGAUGCUAAUGCCAUCUUGCAAUUGAGUACGAGUUUCAGGAGUGAGGAAAUUGAGGUUCCGAGACGGAAAAGUGACGAAAUGACUUCGUUGACUCGAAAAUUGAUAAARGAGACUCAGAUUAAAAACGAAUUGGUUGAGCAAUUAUCAGAGGCUAGAAGUAUAGUUCAGUCGCUUGAGACCGACAGGGGGGCUCUUGAAGGUCAACUUGAACAACUCCUCGAACGUCAGAAAAUCCUCGAAUGUGAUUUACUAACAGCGCGUGAUAAAAUCGCCGAAUUGAUCGAAAACGGUCACAAAGAAAUUGUUUCCGAAGGUUAUGGUGAAGAUGGGGAUCGUGGGGUUAGAGGUUUAGCCGAAGCAGUGGCAGCACUGAGGGUCCUCCAGGAUGAGGCAAGGGUUUUGGUGGAAAAUCGGGGUCAAGUGGACCAAAAUGUGACGCGAUUGGUGGAAGGGUUGGCGAGAGUUGGGGAUAAAAUAGUGGAGGAGGCGAGGAGGGAACGGGAGGAUUUGAAACAGCAGAUCGAGGCCGCCGACAAGAAAUACAAAAUAACUUGUCAGUUUUUGGAGGAUCAAGCCGCCGAACGCGAACAAGAGCGUGACGAUGCCCAGAAGGAAAUCGAUGCGUUAAAAGACCAUUUACGAGAGAGGGAAAAGGAUAAAGUCACCUAUGAACGUUACACGAGCGAGGUCGAACAUCUGGAACAACAACUACGUGAUAUGUCAAAGCUAGUCGAAGUCGGCGAGAAGAAAGUGAAAGAGGUUGAAGGCGAAAGAGAGGAAGCCGUGGAGAAAAUCUACGAAUUGAGGGACAUUAUCCGAGAUUUGGAGGAACAAGUCAAAGUGAAAACCUCAACCGAGGAGGAAUUGAGGAGUAUAGUGAGCGAAUUGGAGGUGAUUGUGAAACAACAAGACACUGACGAGAAAACUAAAGACGUUUCGGAUGUGAGAGAGUUUCAUCAGUACGUCGGCGAUUUAGAAAAUGAAGUUCAAAGGUUAAGAUUGACCAGUGAAAUAGCCGGCAGUGAGGGGGCCUUAAAACAAAUCAAAAAUCAAUUGUGCGACUUUGAAACUACGCUAGAUAAAAGAACGAAGGAUCUAGAAGGCCUACAUUCGACGAUUUCAACAACGUGUAGUUCCCCGAGUGAGGAUAUGUCAAUUCAGGAACGUUCAAUUUACGACGAAUGCGAAAUCCCCCUUCAACAGUUGGCAAGACUGAAAGAAAAAUUAUUGAGGCAUUCGCGAGCCGAAGAUGCCGCUGUUAAACGAAUCCGAGACCUUGAGAUGCAAAUUGUUUCCCUUAAAAACGACUUGGAGGAAUCGCAAACUGAACGUGAAAUUUUGAAAAAACAAAUGUCGGAUCAUUUAGUCUUAAUUUCGAAUUUGCAAAUUCGUCUCGACGAGCAACGAAUCCGUGCUGAACACAUCGAAAAACAAACAAAUACGUCAUUGGAGGUCCAAAAUUACGAUUUGAAAAAUACCAUCGCCAGUUUGGAGGAGAAAAUCGCCAAACGGGACAAAACAAUAGCGCAAUUAAAAUCCAGUAUUGAGGAAACAAAGAAACGAUUAGAAGAGCGUGAGAAAGAGGACGAAAUCGUGGUGCGAAUGCAAGAACAAGUGGAGUUUUUGAGGUCGGAAAAUUCGAAAUUGAGGGAGAAUUUUGAGGAAACUAGUCAAAAAUUCCAACUGUAUCAUUCGUUAAAUUUGGAUGAGAAAGAAGUCGAAUCUUUGAAUCGUAUGCUUUUGUCGGGUGUUUCAAUUCACGAAUUGGAGAAUUUCGAACAGUGUCGGCGCCAAAAGAACGAUACGCUUCCUUUAUCACCGAUUCCGGGCCGGAAAAGUGAUAAGACGAUCCUUGAAAGUACAAAUUUCAUGUCCCUACAACCGACCCUGCAACCUAAAGCUAAUUCAACCGAAAAACAUGUCCGUUUUGAGGAUGAGAUUGAAGUUGCAAAUUUGAGGAGUGAAUUGGAGGAGAAAAAUGAUAAAAUCAGAGACUACGAACAGAGAUUGGAGCAAUUGAAACAACUAGAAGCCAAAAUUGAGUUUCUGCAAGGGAAACUCGACGAAACGGAAGAUAAUUUGCAGAAAGCGACUCAAUUAUUCGAGAAACAUGAGGAUAAAAUAAAAUCGCUUGAGGAAGAUAGGAAGAAAAAUGAGGAUGCAAUUAAAUCGCUUGAGGAAGAGAGGAAGGCAAAUGAGGAUAAAAUAAAAUUGUUUGAGGAGGAGAGAAAGAAAAACGAGGAAGAAAUUACGAGAUUCAAGACAGAGUUACAGGAGUGUAAUAAGCGGCUCGAGUCACGUGACAAGGAACUGAAAACUUUGUAUAAAGUCAACAACGAAUUGAAAAAUAGUGUGAAGAUUAAAGAGAGCGAAAUUGAGGGUUUUGAGGCCGAAAUUCCGCUUUUGAGGAAGCGAAAUGAGGAGAUUGGUGACGAGUUACGUCACUUACAACAUCUCCUGUUAGAGAAAGAGAAAAUAAUUGAGCACAUGGAGGCCGAUAGUAAAAGUCUUCAUACGAAUUUGGAAACAAUACAGAAUAAAUUACAGGAGACUGGAAACGUGGUUGAUCUCAGUCGGCGUUUGCGUGAAGAACAAAAGAAAAACGCUGAGUUGUUUGAAGAGUUGCAUACACUCAAAGCCCAACUUUUGAGUGUCGAUAAAAAGUCAAUUGAGGACAUUACGAGUCAAAUUGAACGCGAAUUGAACUAUUCGGCCUAUUUGGAUGCGAAUUUAUUGAAUGCGGUCAGUGAUGGGUCACUCGAGAGUGAAGAUAUCGAGGGUUUGAAACUACUGUUGAAAAAACAGAAAUCUGUAAAUAGACAAUUGGUGAAAGCCCGCGAAUCGGUUGAGAAGAAAUUUGAGAUAUUAGAGCGCAAAUAUGAGAAUUUGAAAAAGGAGUUGGAGAGGGUCCAAUAUGAGGAUGCGGUUUUAAUCGGCCAAUUGAGGACGAAAUUGAGUGYAACGUUGGAUAUUGAAGAGAAGUUGAGAGUUGGUGAAGUUGAGYCAAAGUCUUUGCCMUAUAGUCAAGARGAGYCGUUGAAACGCGAAUUGAGGGAUUUGAGGGAAAGUAAAAAGUARGAAUUYGGGGUGAAAAYCGAGAAAAUAAUCGAAUUYGAGUCGCAAAUAUCGGGCUUUGAGCACAAUGAYCGACUUUUGAGGGACAGUUUGGAGAAAUUGAGGGUGGAUUUGGAGGGGAAAGUUAACGAAUUGGGGGCUUCUAAAGUGCUACAAGAGCAAAAUAAYGCCGAAAUUCGRAAAUUGAAACGCUUYUUGGAAUUYAAGCCCAAAUCGAGUGAUUUAGUCCCGGAUCAAAUUAUGGAAAAAAUCAAAGAYUUGAAUAAUGUGGCUAYYGAUAAUAAYCAAAUGAUUGACUUAAUUGCGCGUUUAAAUAACGAAAAAAUYGUCUUGGAGGAGAGGAUAAUMGCGUUGGAGGAACAUAAUAAUUAUUUGCCYUUUGAUGACCCCUCAGAACGCGCAAAUUACCUUUUUGCCAAAUAUUUAAGGUCGGAGAGUUACCGUAAAGCGUUGGUGUGGCAGAAAAAAUAUCUUAUAUCACUCAUUGAAACGGUUUAUGUCGCUCCACUUGAACCCCCAAUCCCCACAAAACGCUCAAAGUUCAAACAUGUGGGUAUCAUGGUGGUUGCGAUUUGUCGUAUGAAAUAUUUGGUUAAACGUUGGCAUUCGGGUAAGCGAAUCGUUCGGAAAAAAAACACGWCUCGUGAACCGGUCCAUUUCCAAGUUGGCCAACCUGUCUCGAGUCAGAAUUUCGUCCCUAGUGCCUUAAACCAACCCAAAACUGAUAUGCCAUGGGUUGGYACGUCGCCGCCGACGAAAGAGUCGCACGUUUUGAGGGUUCAGAGGAUUGCGACAAGGGAUGCGUUGAGUAGUCCAGAGCUCUUGUCCAAAUACGUGGAACGGUUCAACCAAAUUCAGGACAAGUUAGGGUUGGAUACUCAGUGAUUGGUUGUGUCUUUAACGAAGUCUAGUCAUUGAUUUAGCCGAAUGACAUUGUGCCUUGCCGAAGUGAGAUGUAUUUUAAGUGUAAAGUAAAGUUAGGUUUAAGCGAAUUUUUUGCACAUUAAACGAUUUUGAGAAUUA
Messenger RNA from Tribolium madens (black flour beetle), 6619 nucleotides. RefSeq lists its product as uncharacterized. The record is from RefSeq and is a predicted model, not a curated record. Gene Ontology annotation, molecular function: molecular adaptor activity. Bases 254 to 6481 code for a protein of 2075 amino acids. The transcript is spliced from 13 exons. Lineage: Eukaryota; Metazoa; Arthropoda; Insecta; Coleoptera; Tenebrionidae. Gene Ontology annotation, biological process: signal transduction.